This is a messenger RNA of Odocoileus virginianus texanus, 3770 nucleotides long. The record is from RefSeq and is a predicted model, not a curated record. NCBI's taxonomy places the organism in Eukaryota, Metazoa, Chordata, Mammalia, Artiodactyla, Cervidae.
UUUACAUGGCCUGUAUAUUGCACAUUCCUCAUGUCCCCAGUUAGACUGUGAGGGCAGAGAUCGGCUCCAUGAUCUCAGUCAAUGACACAUAUUUUCAACGAAGGAUACCAGGAUUAGGCUAAAAAUGCAGUCUUGGAGUAAAAACAGGUACAGAAGGAAGAAGAGGCCCGGUAUAGUCAUUCGACAAUCUAGUGAGCACCUGGACCGGUGUUAGGUGCUGGGGGACACAGUGAUGACUAAGCCAGUCACGGUCUCUUCACUCAGACUUCACUGUAGAGGUCAAGAUCAAGGUCAUAAUUUACCCGUGUUGCUCAGGAGAAAAAAAAAAAUUGAGAGUCGUCGCAGGCCCCAGCGUCUGCGGGGUUUUGGCAUUCCUGCAGCGCAAAGACGCGAAUAAGCUAGAACUCAGUCAAGUGAAACGCUUUCACGUGACUGAACCUGACCGGCCAGAAGUCUUGAGCUGGGAGAUAAUGCACACUGAGUGCGUCGCGAGCGUCCGAGAUAAAGGGGUGUGGCUGCCCAGCCCCUGCAGCCAGUUUUUCCCGGCGUCCCUCCAUCCCGGUGGGGUCUUCCACGCCCACCAAGAGGAAAAGGGGGCGCGCUGGCCGCCCCCUUACUCCUCACUGCCCUUUAUGAAACGCCCCUAACGUGUUCAAAGGCGGAAUCAGAGCAGUGCAGACUCCACGAGGCCUGAAAGGCAAUCAGGGUCUGAGAGAAGAAUGUGGAGAGCUGACUGUGUCCCAGUGAAGAUAGAAAACAUGGAAACCUGGAAACUGUUAUCCGUAAAAAAGAACUAAUGGCUGAAGAGUAAAUCAGUAUGGCAACUAUGGUUCCACCAGUGAAACUGAAAUGGCUUGAACACCUCAACAGCUCCUGGAUUACAGAGGACAGUGAAUCUAUUGCUACAAGAGAGGGGGUUGCUGUUUUAUAUUCUAAACUGGUCAGCAAUAAGGAAGUAGUACCUUUGCCUCAACAAGUUUUGUGCCUCAAAGGACCCCAGCUGCCAGACUUUGAACGUGAAUCUCUUUCAAGUGAUGAACAGGACCACUAUUUGGAUGCCCUUCUUAGCAGUCAGCUAGCACUUGCAAAGAUGGUAUGUUCAGAUUCCCCAUUUGCUGGGGCACUUCGAAAACGAUUGCUUGUACUCCAGCGUGUCUUCUAUGCACUUUCUAAUAAAUACCACGACAAAGGCAAAGUGAAACAGCAGCAGCAUUCUCCGGAGAGCAGCUCUGGUUCAGCAGAUGUCCAUUCUGUUAGUGAACGUCCUCGAUCAAGCACUGAUGCACUUAUAGAAAUGGGUGUUCGAACUGGUCUAAGUUUAUUAUUUGCACUUCUGAGACAAAGUUGGAUGAUGCCUGUGUCGGGACCUGGUCUCAGUCUUUGCAAUGACGUUAUUCAUACUGCAAUUGAAGUUGUGAGCUCUUUGCCACCAUUAUCUUUAGCAAAUGAAAGCAAGAUUCCACCUAUGGGCUUGGAUUGCUUAUCACAAGUAACAACCUUUCUUAAAGGAGUAACUAUUCCCAAUUCUGGAGCAGACACUUUAGGUCGUAGAUUAGCUUCUGAGUUGUUGCUUGGUUUAGCAGCUCAGCGAGGUUCUUUGCGGUAUCUCCUUGAAUGGAUAGAAAUGGCAUUGGGGGCUUCAGCAGUUGUAAAUUCCAUGGAGAAAAACAAACUACCGUCAAGCCAAGAAGGAAUGAUCAGCUUUGACUGCUUUAUGACUAUAUUAAUGCAGAUGAGGCGUUCUUUGGGUUCAUCUGCUGAUCGGAGUCAGUGGAGGGAACCAACCAGAACAUCCGAUGGCUUGUGCUCACUCUAUGAGGCAGCUUUGUGUCUCUUUGAAGAGGUUUGCAGAAUGGCUUCUGAUUACUCAAGAACAUGUGCUAGCCCUGAUAGCAUUCAGACUGGUGAUACUCCCAUUGUUUCAGAAACCUGUGAGGUUUAUGUUUGGGGGAGCAAUAGCAGCCAUCAGUUGGUAGAAGGCACACAGGAGAAAAUACUACAACCCAAACUGGCUCCUAGUUUCUCUGAUGCUCAGACUAUUGAAGCUGGACAGUACUGCACUUUUGUCAUUUCUACAGAUGGCUCUGUCAGAGCUUGUGGUAAAGGCAGCUAUGGAAGACUAGGCCUUGGAGACUCUAAUAAUCAAUCUACUUUAAAAAAGUUAACAUUUGAGCCUCACAGGUCCAUUAAAAAGGUCUCAUCUUCUAAAGGAUCUGAUGGUCAUACUUUAGCUUUCACUACAGAAGGAGAAGUCUUCAGUUGGGGAGAUGGUGAUUAUGGGAAACUGGGACAUGGAAAUAGUUCAACACAGAAAUAUCCCAAACUUAUUCAGGGCCCUCUGCAGGGAAAGGUAGUUGUUUGUGUGUCGGCUGGAUACAGACAUAGUGCUGCUGUCACAGAGGAUGGUGAAUUAUACACAUGGGGUGAAGGAGAUUUUGGAAGAUUAGGUCAUGGUGACAGUAAUAGCCGUAACAUUCCAACAUUAGUAAAAGACAUUAGCAAUGUAGGAGAGGUUUCUUGUGGCAGUUCACAUACUAUUGCUUUAUCUAAAGAUGGGAGAACUGUAUGGUCUUUUGGAGGAGGAGACAAUGGCAAACUUGGCCAUGGUGAUACCAACAGAGUGUAUAAACCUAAAGUUAUUGAAGCUUUACAAGGAAUGUUCAUUCGUAAAGUUUGUGCUGGAAGUCAGUCUUCACUUGCUUUGACAUCAACAGGGCAGGUCUAUGCUUGGGGCUGUGGAGCUUGUCUAGGUUGUGGUUCAUCAGAAGCUACUGCACUGAGACCAAAGCUUAUUGAAGAACUGGCUGCCACAAGAAUAGUUGAUAUUUCUAUUGGAGACAGUCAUUGUUUGGCUCUUUCUCAUGAUAAUGAAGUUUAUGCCUGGGGAAAUAACUCAAUGGGGCAGUGUGGACAAGGAAACUCCACAGGUCCUAUUACUAAACCAAAGAAAGUAAGCGGCUUAGAUGGCAUCGCCAUUCAGCAGAUCUCUGCCGGAACAUCACACAGUCUAGCGUGGACUGCUCUUCCUAGGGACAGACAAGUUGUUGCCUGGCACCGACCUUAUUGUGUAGAUCUUGAAGAGAGUACCUUCUCACACCUUCGUUCAUUUCUUGAGAGAUACUGUGAUAAAAUAAACAGUGAGAUUCCCCCACUCCCUUUCCCUUCAUCAAGGGAACACCACAAUUUCCUCAAACUGUGCCUGAAGCUGCUUUCAAAUCACCUUGCUCUUGCACUUGCGGGAGGGGUAGCUACUAGCAUCCUUGGGAGACAGGCAGGUCCACUUCGAAAUUUGCUCUUCAGACUGAUGGACUCAACUGUCCCAGAUGAAAUUCAAGAGGUUGUAAUUGAAACUCUGUCAGUGGGAGCAACCAUGCUGUUACCUCCAUUACGAGAACGUAUGGAAUUACUUCAUUCUCUUUUACCCCAAGGACCUGAUAGAUGGGAAAGCUUAUCUAAAGGACAGAGAAUGCAACUGGAUAUUAUUCUGACAAGUUUGCAAGAUCAUACCCAUGUAGCCUCCUUACUUGGGUAUAGCUCACCCUCUGAUGCUGCUGACCUCUCUUCCGUAUGCACUGGCUAUGGAAACCUGUCCGAUCAACCUUAUGGCACUCAGAGCUGCCAUCCAGACACCCAUCUGGCUGAAAUUUUGAUGAAGACUCUCUUAAGAAAUUUAGGAUUUUAUACAGUAAGUUGCCCUUUUUUUGUAGUAAAAGAAAAAAGAAGAAGAAGAAAACUUGGGUUGAGGGCUUCCCUGGCAGUCCAGUCCAGUG